AUUGGCAGCAUCAUUUAAUUUAACAUGACGGCAUGGUUCCGGCGCCUGCUCAUUGUCCGUAUCGCAGCUGCAAGGCGGCCAGGGCGACGGCACACAAACAACAAAACAAGGUCGCUAUAUUUUGAAGCUUGCAGAGCCUAAUAGUCUUUGCUGUUGCGGGUCAAGGCGUGCGAUGCAGGGAAGAAGAUGGUUCCAACGACAGCAGCCCUACAUGGGUGGCCGACUUCGGGUGUCUAAACGGCCCUGCUCCGCGCCCCGCUAAAUUUACAAAACUGCUGGUGCUUGGGUUCGCACAAAUCAUAGAGUCAUAGAGCAGUUGCUCUCUACCUCAAUUGCACGUUUUCCUCUCACUGGCCAGGUCCGAUCAGCAUCCGCAAGCUGCUUUCCUAUCCCUCGCACCACCGCCACCAUGUCUACAUUCGGCACACAUUUCAGGGUCACCACCUAUGGCGAGUCCCACUGCCUCUCUGUCGGCGCCAUAAUCGACGGAUGCCCGCCUGGCAUGGCCCUCACCGAGGCGGACAUUCAGCCGCAGAUGACGCGCCGCCGCCCCGGCCAGUCUGCUAUCACGACUCCGCGCAACGAAAAGGACCGCGUGGAGAUUCAGUCGGGCACAGAGUUUGGCAUCACAUUGGGCACACCGAUUGGCAUAAGGGUCAUGAAUGAGAACCAGCGCAAGCAGGACUACGGCAACCAGACCAUGGACAAGUACCCACGGCCGAGUCAUGCCGACUGGACAUACCUGGAAAAGUACGGGGUCAAGGCUAGCUCAGGCGGUGGGCGGAGCAGCGCUCGUGAGACGAUUGGGCGAGUGGCCGCUGGCGCAAUCGCCGAAAAGUACCUCCGUGAAGCCUUCGGCAUCGAGAUUGUCGCAUUCACAAACUCGAUUGGAAACGAGUUCCUCUUCCCUCCCACGGCCGAACACCCCACGGCGUCGACCAACUCAGAGUACCUCAAGCUGAUCGAUGGCAUUACGCGCGAAAAGGUGGACGAGUACCUGCCGGUACGGUGUCCGAGCGACGAGGUCAGCAGGCGCAUGGAGGAUUUGGUUGCAAAGUACAGAGACGCGCAGGACAGCAUUGGCGGCACCGUGACAUGUGUCAUUAGGAACUGCCCGACAGGGUUGGGGGAGCCAUGCUUCGACAAGCUCGAGGCAAAGCUGGCACACGCUAUGCUGUCGAUUCCAGCAACAAAGGGAUUUGAGAUUGGCUCUGGCUUUGGCGGCGCACAAGUGCCUGGCUCCAUCCACAACGACCCGUUUAUCAAAGCCCCGGCAGUUCCAGCAGGCGAGAACCCGUCUGCCAAGGCGUUCCGGUCCAAGCCCAAGCUAACCACCAAGACGAACAACUCGGGCGGUAUCCAGGGCGGCAUCACCAACGGGGCGCCCAUCUACUUCAACGUGGCAUUCAAGCCAGCGGCCACGAUUGGGCAGGCGCAGUCGACGGUCACAUACGACCAGGAGGAUGGUGUGCUCGAGGCCAAGGGCCGACACGACCCCUGCGUGGUGCCGCGCGCUGUGCCGAUUGUCGAAUCCAUGGCGGCGCUGGUCAUCAUGGACGCCGUGCUGGCUCAACAGGCCAGGCAGGGCGCGCGGAGCCUGCUGCCGGCGAUCAAGGGCGUGCAGCCGGUGCAGGGAGCUGGGUGUGCGUAGACGGAAGAGGCAGGGUGGGUCGCAUGGAAAUGGGAGUUUGGGUGUUGCUCUGGGUCUGGGGCUGAGGACGUUUUUAGCCUGUGACGAAUAGAAGGCAUGUAUUAGACUUUGCGUGGCUGUGGAUAGCCUCAGGGCGUGCAUGCCCCUUGGUUGCGGCCAUGUCGCCCGGCGAACACGAUCGGGGUCGCUGCAUGAAGACGAAGGUGACAGAUCCAGCGUCGUGGUACUGACCAGGCCGCAUGGGGAGAUGGGCCGUGGGCGGGCGAGGGACGUGGUGGGCGUGUUGGAGUGCUAAGGACGAGGCACCAGCACCGCGUAUGUGUAUGUACACCUACACCUACACCUAGGCGUACCCCAUGGCAUACCCCGACGUGCUGGGCGGGACAGGCGAGCAUUACACGCGCAGGCGCAGGGCGGCAGCGAUCAGCUA
Molecule: messenger RNA, 2081 nt
Organism: Exserohilum turcica Et28A
Lineage: Eukaryota; Fungi; Ascomycota; Dothideomycetes; Pleosporales; Pleosporaceae
Exons: 4
Coding region: 410-1651 (413 amino acids)
Biological process (GO): chorismate biosynthetic process; aromatic amino acid biosynthetic process
Cellular component (GO): cytosol
Molecular function (GO): chorismate synthase activity; FMN binding
Source: RefSeq, a predicted model, not a curated record